AAGACAGACACUGAUGAACUGUACAACAGACCAACAUCUUUUGAUUACAGACAGUGAAUGGAGAGAACAUUUGUAACAAUUCCAGCUUAUAAGGACCACCAGUGAAUCUAGAUCACGUAAGUGUGGAUGCUGGAAUGGGAUUUUCUCACCUGGAGCAUUGCUUGUCCCUGGUCUUGAUGUCCCUGAUAUGGAGCAUUGAUCAAAUGGCAGGAUUUAUCAUAGAUGCACCAAGGGAGGUGACCGUGCAAGAAGGACUUUGUGUGCACAUCCCAUGCACUUUUGCAGUACCUGGAGAUGUGACAUUAUCCCAGACUGCCAGGGGUUACUGGUACAGGCCAGAUAUCUAUGGUGAAUGUGUGGCUGCUAAUGAUGGAUCUUUAGUCUCUGAUAAUGCUAAAGGACGAUUCUUCCUGACUGGAGACGUGUCGAGAGGAGACUGUUCCUUAUCCAUAACUAACACACUCUUUGGAGAUACAAACUCUUAUCAAUUCAGACUUAACGAUACAGUCAUGAUCGACUAUCGUAAUAUUGUGCCCCGUCUGACAGUAACAGCGCUACGUGAUCAACCUGAGAUCUCUCCGGUGAAGAGUUUGGUUGCUGGGCAAGAGGUGACACUUACCUGCACGAGUCCUGGACAGUGUGCUGGAUAUCCUCCAAAUAUCACAUGGACAGGAGUACAGGGGACUUCUAGAACUUUUCAGUCUGAUCAUACAGAUGGUAACAGGACAACCUUCUCCAACUUCACAUUUACAGCUUCGGAUAGAGACAAAGAGUCACCACUCACCUGCACUGUGACAUUCCAGCCCAGCAUGGCGGCAACCAGCAAGACGGUUAUUUUACAUGUUGCAAAUUGCAGGAAUGUGGAUUCUAAAAUCAUUGCUGGGAUUGUAGUUGGCAACAUCAUCAUCCUGAUCCUGAUCUCACUGGGACUCUUCUGUUUUCUUAAGAGAUACAUGGAGAAAAGACCAUUAGGAAAUGGACGCAAUGAGCGUGAAGUAACAGAACCUACUUAUCAGAAUGUGACCGCACCACCUGACCACUGGCGUGACGCCACUGUGGCGGGGAGCGCCGGAGGCCAGGCGGGAGCGGCGGGACUGCCUAGCACACAUGGGUGAUAAGCUUUACAAGGACCUGAAAGGACAGAAAAACGACAUCUACAGCAUUAUUAACUUGCAAUGAGAAUGAAGAGCUGAUAUCCAUGAAGAAGCAUGUAACUGCAGUAAACCCAUGGUGUCAAGAAUCGAUCAGUAUAUUGGAGGUCAUUCCGAGUUGUUCGCUCGCAAGGCGAUUUUAGCAGAGUUGCUUACGCUAAGCCGCCGCCUACUGGGAGUGAAUCUUAGCAUCUUAAAAUUGCGAACGACGUAUUCGCAAUUUUGCGAUUACAAACUUCUUAGCAGUUUCAGAGUAGCUUCAGACUUACUCGGCAUCUGCGAUCAUUGCAGUGCUUGUCGUUCCUGGUUUGACGUCACAAACACACCCAUCGUUCGCCCAGACACUCCCCCGUUUCUCCAGCCACUCCUGCGUUUUUUCCGGAAACGGUAGAGUUUUUUUCCCACACGCCCAUAAAACGGCCUGUUUCCGCCCAGAAACACCCAUUUCCUGUCAAUCACACUACGAUCGCCUGAGCGAAGAAAAAGCCGUGAGUAAAAAUCCUAACUUCAUAGCAAAUUUACUUGGCGCAGUCGCAGUGCGGACAUUGCGCAUGCGCACUAAGCGGAAAAUCGCUGCGAUGCGAUGAAAUUUACCGAGCGAACAACUCGGAAUGAGGGCCAUUGUUACAUUAUACAUAGAGUGAUGCAUUGUGACACCCACAGGAGAGCUGAUUUUUGAGGUUUGGUCAUGUGCAGUCAUAACUCCGUUAAACUCUCUAAUCAUCUUAAAUAUUAUCAUCUAUUAAAGACAUAUCUUACUAAUAUUUGUGAGGAACUUUAAAUUCACUAGAAAAUAAAACAUACAGAUUGGAUUUAUAUUAUUUAAUAUAAAUAAAUAAAUGGCCCUUUAGCCUCAGCACACGAGGAGUUACAAACUUUAUUAUCAAUAUACACCUAUCAUUUCAUUCAUUGGUGAACCAAAUACAGUCUAUGUACUCCCAACAACCAAUCAUUAUACAUUAUACAAACUGGAGCUGGAUAUUAAUCCAGUUUAAUAAAGCAGUCACAUCAUAACAAUUUGAUUUAAAGCAACACGUUACUUUAAUUUCCUAUCACAACAAAUGUCACAUAUAGUAAAUGUCAAAUUGUCAUUGAUUUUAACCUCUAUAUUUCACUGUUUUGUACCCAGCAAAAUGGGAAAUUUUAUAUGUAAAACAACAAUAAAAGAGAAGUUUUAGUAAUUA
This is a messenger RNA of Pseudophryne corroboree (corroboree frog), 2335 nucleotides long. Its product is annotated as sialic acid-binding Ig-like lectin 14. Bases 135 to 1115 code for a protein of 326 amino acids. The transcript has 8 exons. NCBI's taxonomy places the organism in Eukaryota, Metazoa, Chordata, Amphibia, Anura, Myobatrachidae. The record is from RefSeq and is a predicted model, not a curated record.